AUGACUGACACCUCGCCAUUUACGUCGGCGAUUUUGCUGGCGGCCGGCGUGUCGCGGCGGAUGGGAACGCUGAAGGCGCUGCUGGACUGGCACGGACGGUCGCUGAUCAUCCACCAGAUCGUGGCGUUGCGGGAAGCGGGGGCAGAUGAGGUGAUCGUUGUGUUGGGGCACCGGGCGGACGAAUUGCAGGCCCGUAUCGGGGCGAACCGAGACGUGUACACCCUGGGGAAGGUGCGAUGCGUGGUCAAUGAUGAUUACGCGCUGGGCAAGACAACGUCGAUCAUAACCGGGUUGUGGGCGAUGGGCCCGUCGGGUGAUCCUGAUGCGGCAAUCAUGAUGCUGAACGUUGACCAGCCGCGGUCGGCCAGGGUCAUCGGGCAGGCUCUGCGGGCGCACCGCAACGGGGAUGGCAAUCUGAUUACAAUUCCCACCUGCGAGGGGAAGGGGGGCCAUCCGAUUGUGGUGAGCCGGACGUUGUACGGCGAACUCAUCGCCAUCGACGAGCGGACGGAGGGUAUGCGGGCGGUGACCGAACGGCAUCGUGACGCCACACAGCGGGUGGAGUUGGGAGCGCCGGAGUUGCUGUGGGACGUGAACACACCGGAGCAAUACCAGGCGGCGCUGAAAGCGUCGGGGGCCGGCUGA
Molecule: messenger RNA, 645 nt
Organism: Geodia barretti
Lineage: Eukaryota; Metazoa; Porifera; Demospongiae; Tetractinellida; Geodiidae
Source: the annotation of a GenBank genome assembly